AGCUGCGGCGGCGGCGGCUCGCGAGUCGCGGAGAGCAGGGCGAGAGAGGUGGGGUGCGCGCGGAGGUGCGUCGCGGAUCUACACCCUCUGAAACACCGACCGACGUCGCUCACUGUGAACCUCGUGACGUCAAUCAAGGCUGGCCAGUGGAGCACACCACCGUGUUGGCCAUGCCGUGUCUCCUGUGAGCAGGCAGAGCCGCGCGCUCGGGCGCGGCGCCCCGGCCCGCCGCCGCUCAGUCGGCGAUGCUAAGGCGCGUCAUGGGCGCCGGAAUGGGAAAGGGCCACGCUCUGUUGGAGGCGCUUCCUUCCACGCAGACACUACACGUCGUCAUGCUGGGGCUCGACUCCGCCGGCAAGACGACGGCGCUGUACCGGCUCAAGUUCGACCAGUACCUCAACACCGUCCCCACGAUCGGCUUCAACUGCGAGAAGGUGCGUGCUCAGGGCGGCAAGGCCAAGGGAGUGAGUUUCCUAGUGUGGGAUGUCGGCGGCCAGGAGCGACUGCGGCCACUGUGGCGCAGCUACACGCGCUGUACGGACGGCAUUGUGUUCGUAGUGGACUCUGUGGAUGCUGAGCGCCUCGAGGAGGCCAAAAUGGAGCUGCUGCGCUCUGCCAAGAGUCCGGAGAACGCCGGCGUGCCCGUGCUCGUGUUGGCCAACAAGCAGGAUCUGCCGGGCGCCAAGCCGCCGGACGAGAUCGAGCGCCUGCUGGGACUGGCCGAGCUCGGUCCCAAUCAGCUGUGGCACGUGCAGCCGGCGUGCGCCAUCAUCGGCGAGGGCCUCGACGAGGGUCUCGAGGCGCUCUACGAGAUGAUUCUCAAGCGACGGAAGCAGACCAAAGGCAAAAAGAAGGCCAAGUAGUGUGGUGUGUGCGCGAGUGAGAGCUAUCCGCGUGUGUGAGAUAUGUGUGAGAGCGGAGCCCGGACGACGUGAGAGACUGGCGAGCGGGUGAGCUGUGGAGAACGAGAGUGAGAUACGGUGAGAGCGCGAUCGGCGAGUGAGAGAUCGCGAUUCUCGGGUGUGAAGCGUGCUGGGCCGGGCGACGAAGUUUUGGCGUGAGGAGCGCUUCGCGAAGUGGGCUCAUCCUACAGCAAUGCAGAGGCACACCAAGUCUCAGGCAGCGAAGCGGGCCGCAGUGCUUCGCGUCAGGCCGAAGCGGUCGCAAAGCGGAAGCGAGCCGAGAGGCCACUUACCUGUGAUAUAUACGAAGCCGCGUCUAUCAAUUUCGCGAGUCCAUAAUUGUCCCACAUAUAUUUAUUUGUGUUGAAUCGGGGAUUCCCGUAUGUAAUCAUGUUGGAUUAGUGCAAUUACAUGUUUGCGUCGUCGACAA
This is a messenger RNA of Amphibalanus amphitrite, 1332 nucleotides long. RefSeq names its product ADP-ribosylation factor-like protein 4C (gene Arl4). Bases 246 to 863 code for a protein of 205 amino acids. Gene Ontology annotation, molecular function: GTP binding; GTPase activity. The record is from RefSeq and is a predicted model, not a curated record. Lineage: Eukaryota; Metazoa; Arthropoda; Thecostraca; Balanomorpha; Balanidae. Gene Ontology annotation, biological process: vesicle-mediated transport; intracellular protein transport. Gene Ontology annotation, cellular component: cytoplasm. The transcript has a single exon.